Molecule: messenger RNA, 1839 nt
Organism: Cyclospora cayetanensis
Lineage: Eukaryota; Apicomplexa; Conoidasida; Eucoccidiorida; Eimeriidae
Product: protein spinster homolog 3
Exons: 8
Coding region: 1-1839 (612 amino acids)
Biological process (GO): transmembrane transport
Cellular component (GO): membrane
Molecular function (GO): transmembrane transporter activity
Source: RefSeq, a predicted model, not a curated record
AUGGCGUCCGAGCCUUUCAUUGACUAUAAACCCACAUGGGAGGUGGUUGGCAGUGACGAGCUGUGCAGUGAGUCUCCCUCGGACUCUGCUCCUGAGGGGGGGUCUAUAAAGCAGAGGGGAGAGAGAGGGCGUGACGAGAAGGCGAGCAAGCGCAGCGAGUUGCAGAAACAGAGACAGCAGAGUGGCAGUUCGUUACAAGUACGCUCAGUUGUGGUGGUGAAUAUAUCAUCUGCUUUGGACGGCUGUGAUGACCAGCUGCUGCCUGCCACGUUCAGAGCCUUAGAGAGUGAUUUAGGCUUCCACCCCUCCUUGCUGGGCUAUAUUACGCUCUCCCAAACUUUAUGCCUCUCUCUCUUUUGCCCACUUUGGGGCUACUUGGCGGACAGACACUCCAGGAAGUGGCUGCUUGUCUUUGGGACAACAGCCUGGGGCCUCAUCACCACCGCCCUCGGAUUGGUUUCGGAAUUCUGGCAGGUCGCCUUGCUACGCGCGUUGAACGGGGUCUUCUUAGGGAGUGUCGGUCCUGUUUCCCAGAGUAUCUUGGCAGACACCUCUCGGCGUCGUAGCCUCGGAUUCUCCUUUGGAUUGGUGCAACUCUGCACCAGCAUGGGCCGACUUGUGGGUGGGGUUGUUACCACUACCGUCGCCCAGAUUCAAAUUGGAGCGCUCAAGGGCUGGCGAGCCUGCUUCAUUUGCGUGGGAGCUCUGAGCGCAUUUUUGGGUGUCGUCAUCGCCUUUGUCUUGGAGGAGAUUCCCCGGAGGCGGCUGCUGCGGCCCAAAGGAGACGAAUCUGGUGGCACCGGCUCUGAUUCCCACAUCUCAGACAACUGGUCAACAUUCCUCAAGGACGUUCUCACUAAGUCGCUCGCCACGCCCAGUGUUCUUAUCGUUCUUGUAGAGGGUCUUGUGGGUACGAUUCCCUGGUCAGCGUUUAGCUUUAACACUAUGUUUUUCCAAUACUGCAACAUGUCUGACCUCAAGGCAGCGUACAUUAUGGGGGCGCUUCUCAUCGGCUCCGCUGUCGGGGGGGUACUCGGAGGCCUUCUUGGCGAUCGGCUCUUCCAUUGGUCCCCUGGACACGGACGGCCUCUUGUUGGUCAGUUCGCGAUGGCGGUUCGGGUUCCCGUGUUGGUGGUUGCGUACUUGGUGGUUCCCAAGGAGGAAACCGCCUUUGCGGUUUUCAUGAUCUUGGCGCUCAUUAUUGGCCUAUCCUCGAUGGCGGGCGUUGCCGUUAACCGACCGAUUCUUGCAGAUGUUGUCAGGCCCAACCACAAGGCAACCGUCUUCGCACUGACCGUCGCAGUUGAGGGCAGUGGGGCAGCGAUCUUGGGUGCGCCUCUCGUGGGCUAUUUGGCAGAGCAUUCGUUCGGGUAUGUGCGGACGACCCUAUUAGUUGCGGAAAUGCCAGAGCAGCUUCGCAUGGGAAAUGCCAACGCCCUUGCCAACGCCCUCGUCUUCCUCACCGUUAUCCCCUGGAGUAUCUCCUUCCUGCUUUACGGCUUGUUGCACCUCACUUACGGCCGCGAUCAAGUGGCAAUGAAUGCCAUAGUAGCCAAAGAGUACCACACCGAGGACCAGGACGAUGACCGCGAGAGUGAAGACACAGAGAGAGAGCAGUGGUUGCUUGACGAGGAGAGAACAGAUGUACCUUCUGCAGAAGCUGUUUUCUCCGGUUUCACGAAUAUAACGCCACACGAUAGUGGUGAAGAGUCCCCUCUCGGAUCCGGCUUUGUCAGUGCGAACAACGCCUACUGUGCAGAGUGUUCAGCAGUAGACCCGACCGCCGAGCCAGGUGCCUUUGCAAGGCAAGGUCGCUCGAUAAAACUGCGCGUUACCUAA